AUGCCGUCCACAUACGCUGCCUACUACAACCUCGUGGAGGCUGAGAAGAGUGCUGCCGCAGCCCGUCGCCGCUCCUCCAACCAAUCCACUGCCAGCGAAGCAUCAGUCGCUUCGCACAAGAGCAGCAAGUUCUCCCUGAAGCAGGCCCUCAAGCAACUGCGACCAACCCGAGAGGCCCUGACCCCUGCUGGGAUCUAUGGCCCAAUCAUCCAGCAAGGGCCUCUGUUCGGCAGCAAAAAAUCCACUGGCAAGAUCGAACAACUGAAGGCAUAA
Messenger RNA from Capronia coronata CBS 617.96, 273 nucleotides. RefSeq lists its product as uncharacterized. The record is from RefSeq and is a predicted model, not a curated record. The transcript has a single exon. Lineage: Eukaryota; Fungi; Ascomycota; Eurotiomycetes; Chaetothyriales; Herpotrichiellaceae. Bases 1 to 273 code for a protein of 90 amino acids.